AUGAACGAUCAGUCGCAGCUGAUGAAUCAAGCGCCGAUGAUGAGUCUGAGCCAAGCUCAAGUCAUGAGCCAGCCGAUGCCACAGAUGAUGAGCCAGCCGCCUCAGAUGAUGUCACAGUCAUCUCAAGCCAUGGCGGCUCAGCAGCAGCAAAUGAUGAUGAAGAGUCAGUCUCAGCCGUUGAUGUUGAACCGAAACUACAAGGCUUGGCCUCAGCCUCAGCCUCAGCCUCAGCUACAGUUCGCGGCCCAAAAGCCUCCGUCGAAUCUGGGACGCAACAAUUGGAAAGGCAAGAAGGGCACCGACAAAAGGAAAGACCAGAGAAGAAUGGACAAGAAUCCGAAUGUCCCCAAUUUGCCACCGAGUGGUCAGACCAGUAGCGGAGGAGGCCCGGGAGGGUACAUACCCCCAACGCUUCAUGAGUUACAGUCGCAGAAUCGAAUGAAAGCCCGGAAAUUUUAUCCCAAAAAGAAGUUUAACAAUAGGUUUGCCCCUUACGCCCCAAGGAACACGACGUCCUUCAUUAUCAGAGCGAAGAAGUCCGGUGGCAUAGCCUCGCUGGUUUCGCCUUGCCCGGUGACACCUGCUGUUCUUCCCACGCCCAUUUUCUCGCCGUCGAGGGAGGUCUUGGGGGAUAUGGCGAAGGAGGAGUGGGGUGUUGAUGGGUAUGGGUCAAUGAAAGGGUUGAUUAGGCUGCGGUCGCCUGGAAAUGAUGAUGACGAGGAAGAGGGUGGUGGUGGGUCAAGUGAGAGUGACGUGGAGGAGCAUGUGGAGGUGGAGAGGAGGUUGGACCAUGAUUUGAGUCGGUUUGAGAUGAUAUACCCGAACUACAGUGGGGUUGAGUAUAACAACGUUUUGGAGAAUAGAGUGGAUGAUCAGGAUACCCAUAUAGCUCAAUUGGAGGAAGAGAAUCUGACAUUGAAGGAGAGGCUUUUCUUGAUGGAGAGGGAGUUGGGGGACUUGAGGAGGAGGAUGCAGUUUCUUGAGAGGAGGCACCAUGUAAUGGAGGUCAAUGAGGAGGUGGUAGAAAAUGGAUCUGAGAAUGAUAGUGAUGGAGGGUCAGAUGUUCCCCAUAUGGGUAUGGAGGGUGAAAGCAAUGCUGAGGUGGUAGAGUAUAUGUCCAGAGAUGGAGGAAGUAGAAAUGUUGGUGCCUUGGCUGAGAAUGAACGUGUUAGGGACGUUGAUGUAAGUAUGGAAGACUAUGUCCGCAUUGAAAUGAUUUUAAAGGACAAUGAAGUCAAAGAUGAAACAUCAAAUGAGGUUGUAGGUGACGAACAGAAAGAGGAAGUUAAGAAUGAGCUUAUACCGGAAGAGGUAUUUGGAAAUAAAAAUGAGGUUAAUGAUAAGGUGAGUAAUGAAGUUGGGACCAAGAAUGAGAAUGAGUUAAUGCAGGGUCAGGUGAAUGCGAAGAAGGAUGAGGAAAUGGGAAUUGCAUGCCCAGAGAAGAGCAUUGGCGACGGUGACUAA
Prunus armeniaca (apricot) is the source of this 1464-nucleotide messenger RNA. NCBI's taxonomy places the organism in Eukaryota, Viridiplantae, Streptophyta, Magnoliopsida, Rosales, Rosaceae. The record is from the annotation of a GenBank genome assembly.